AUGACAACCAAUACAGCUGCAAAUGUUCUCCUGGCUACCGCCCAAGUUCGUGUCAAGUCCGUGCAUGGAGAAUACAUCACUCUAAGAGCCUUGAUAGAUCAAGGAUCGCAAGUAACAUCUGUAUCCGAAGACGCAGCACAACUACUACAGCUGCCUAAAUUGAAGACAGACGUAAGACUAAGAGGUCUAGGUGAAACCACGGUAGGCGUUGCAAAAUCGAAAGUAUUUUUGGUGAUAAGGCCAAGAUUUUUCAGCGAUACCAAAAUCGAAGCAGAGGCACUAGUUCUACCGAAGUUAGCAUCAGCACAUCCGGAUAACAAUUUCAAAUACAACAUUGAAAGAUGGGGAAACAUAAGUUUAGCGGAUCCCAAAUUUAAUAAGUCUGAAAGGGUCGAUCUGGUAAUUGGGGCGGACCUUUUCCCACAAAUAUUGGAAGAUGGAGUUCGUCACGAUGAGGCGAUUGUGGCACAGAACACAAAGUUAGGAUGGAUUCUAUCGGGAACAAUACAAAUGAAGCCAGCAACGAACAACAUAAGGUCUGCUGCUAAAACAACAAUUGAGCGUUUUUGGGAGAUCGAGGAGAUAGAAGGCGAAGAGACGAUCGCGGAAGAUGAUUUUUGCCUAAAACUUUAUGAGGAAACAACACGAUUAGAUCUUUCGGAAAGAUUUGUAGUACGGCUACCAUUAGUGGAAGACAAAAUUUUGGGAGAAUCGUACAAAAGAGCAAUGGUAAGAUUUUUAAGUCUAGAGAAAAGACGGGAAAGUUGUACAGAAUUGGGAACAGAAUAUAGAAAAACCAUAAAGGAGCUAAUAUCAAUGAAACACAUGGUGAAAGCAGAUCAAAUGAAACAAGGAAAAUAUUACAUGCCGCAUCAAGCAGUAGUACGCGGAAACAGUCUAACUACAAAAGUGAGGGUGGUGUUUGAUGCAUCAUCAAAAACAUCAAACGGGAGAUCGCUGAAUGACAUUCUUCAUACGGGUCCAAAAUUACAAAGAGAUAUAUUCGACAUCAUCACUAAAUGGAGGACAUGGAGAUUUGUUGUAUCAGCCGAUGUGGAAAGAAUAUUUAGGCAAAUAAACAUUGAUGAGGAAGACCAGGAAUAUCAAUAUGUAUUUUGGAGAAACAGCAAGACCGAGCCUGUACAACAAUAUAAAUUAACAACAGUUACAUAUGGCACCGCAUCAGAUCCGUUCUUGGCUGUGAAAUCCUUGAUUGAAAUUGGAAAUAGAUGCAAAAAUCAAAAGAUAGCUGGAAAAACUAAAGAGGAUUUCUAUAUGGACGAUCUGCUAACAGGAGCCAAUUCCAAGGAAGAAUGUCGGGAAGUUCAAAAGCAAAUAGCGCAGGAACUAGAGACUUACGGGUUCCACUUAAGGAAAUGGAUCGCAAAUGACUCUGAAGUUUUAGAUGCUGUGAACAGAAGAGAGGAAAACGAAGUGUUACAUAUACAAGAAGAUGAGUGCCUGAAAACAUUAGGGUUGCAGUGGAACCCAACCAUGGAUUGUUUCACCUUCAAUAUGCAAAUAGGUGAGGAAGAAAAAAUUACUAAGCGAUUAGCAUUGUCGAGUUUGGCAAAGAUUUUCGAUCCGUUGGGUUGGCUAACCCCAGUUACAAUAACAGCUAAGCUGUUCAUUCAGCAUUUAUGGAAGCAGCAAAUGGAGUGGGACUUACCAUUAGAAGAAAGUCUAGGAGUUGAAUGGAGAAAAUUCAAGCAAAAUCUCCACGCUCUGAAAAAUGUGAAAAUACCAAGAUGGUAUCAAAUAAGACCAUCCAGUACAGUACAGCUUCAUGGAUUUGCGGAUGCAUCGGAAAAGGUAGAUUCGCAAAUUUCAAUAGUGGAGCAAAAAGCAGAGUGA
This is a messenger RNA of Musca domestica (house fly), 1854 nucleotides long. RefSeq lists its product as uncharacterized. The record is from RefSeq and is a predicted model, not a curated record. Bases 1 to 1854 code for a protein of 617 amino acids. The transcript has a single exon. NCBI's taxonomy places the organism in Eukaryota, Metazoa, Arthropoda, Insecta, Diptera, Muscidae.